Molecule: messenger RNA, 3736 nt
Organism: Closterium sp. NIES-67
Lineage: Eukaryota; Viridiplantae; Streptophyta; Zygnematophyceae; Desmidiales; Closteriaceae
Source: the annotation of a GenBank genome assembly
CUUGCAUUCUACCAUGGAGGUGUCGCGGAUUUGGCUGCUGAGUCUAUAUAUUGCGGUCUUACUCGGUCUCCAUGCGACGAGCGUAUGCCACCGUGGUUCUUCGACUCUCUGUGGCCCGCAGUCCUGGGAAACAUAUGUCGUAACCAUGAAACAGCGCAAAGUAACGUGCGAAUGGUGUGGCUGUUCGUUCCGCGGAUCUGGGCCUCUUAGGACACACACGUCCAUAGAUGUGGAUUGCAGGCUAGCCAAGGAACGCAGCUACAACGCUGGUAUUUUCUUCGGGCCGUAUGCUACUUCUGUAGGCCCCUCCUGCACUGAGCGUGCUCACCACUCUCGGGCACCACUCAACCACAGCAAUGGAUGCCCUCCCGUUGAGCCACCUAGCAGGCAAACAAGCUCCAGCUCCACGCAGGGUAGUGAGUCGAGCCAUUUGAAUGACAGCGACAGCGGGGAGAGUAGUUGCGAGCGCGGGUACAGCCGUCCCAUGUCUUUUGACACGGCUCUGGAGUUUUAUCUCUUCAUCAUGGCGUGUAACAGAGGCAGCGGUCUUUCCGUGCCCAACACCGCACGUCUCCUCAAGUUUCUGCAUGCCCAGGGUCUGGAUUUGUCCAGAAUCACCGAUUGGCACUCAAAGACGGCGGCCCUCAAGUAUGGUCGCAGUAUUGGGCUCAGUGGGAGAACAUACAUGGUCCGCGAGGUGCACAUCGAAGGCUGGCCUCGGCCCUUCUAUGUUAGGUUCACUAGUCCAAUUCAGGCCUUGCGUGGCCUUUUCGGGGACGAGAGCAACUCUUCCGGGUUUCAGCUGUGGGCCACUCCGCAAAUAGAUGCCAGUGGCAAUCUUCUCUUCACGACACCUAGCACUGCAAGCUUUUGGAUGGAAGCUCAGGCCCAUGUGCCGGAUGACGAAGUCAUUUGUCCAGUGAUCCUUGCAAGCGAUCAGACGACACUCGAUGGCACGAUGCGGACUCGAAUCUGGCCACUGUACAUAUCCACCGCGAACAUUCCAUGGCACCGGCGCUGGCACGACGCUGGGAAAUUACUCCUUGCCAUUUUGCCGGAACCAAACAAGCACAUGUUGCCCAUGCAGAAGGUCGAGCUGUUCCAGAAAUCUCUUGGCAUCGUUCUCCAUGAGCUGCACCGGGCAUCCAAAAACCCGGUUGAUAUGGUGGAUCCUUGGGGCGUUUCACGCAAGGUGCGGCCACUGCUCUAUGCAUACAUUGGUGACUACCCAGAGACAUGCAGGGUAUCCUGCACAUUGUCCCUAAAGUCAUCAAAGCCGUGCUCCCUGUGCUACAUAUCGAGGAAGCGACUACGACAGACUGAUACGAGAGGCGUCCAUCUUCGGACUGUGGCCGGGCAGUCUAAACUUCUGCGCAGCGAGCGUGAAGCACACCAGUACUCAACCAUCCCCAUUCUGUCUGCCCUUUGGGAAAUCAAUUUUUCAGAGGAGCCGUGGGGUAACACCUAUCUCUCUAUGAUGCCGGACAUAUUGCAUGUGUUCUACCUUGGGGUUUGGAAGCAUCUGGUGACUGUCCUGAUUUCAGAUAAGGAUAUUGCCAAGAUUUAUGAAGAGCGGUAUCUGAGGAUGUAUCCUGAUGCACACCUAGCUGGGCUUCCUGCCCCCAUUCCUGGAAAAUACUUCAUAUCGAGCGCAAGCUACACCGGCGCAGAGCAUUCCGGCAUGAUGUUAUCACUUUCAUAGUUGAGGGGAAGCUUGCUCCAGCACGCCACAAAGCCCUAAACUAUGUCCUUGGGUGGCAUCAGACCUACAUUCAAGCUAGCAGCCACAGUGAAGCCAGCCAUGCUCAAAUGCAAGCAGACUUGCAUGAGAUGGUGCGUCUCCUAGAGAUGGCGUUCCCACGGUCUGGCCAUGGGUGGAACCUCAUCAAGGUUCAUUUACUCACGCAUCUCCCUGAUGCUAUCCGACGCGGGGGCCUGCCACGAGAGUUCGCAGCCGGGGUUUUCGAAAAUGCACACUCGCGGACUUGCAAGCAGCCAUAUCGGUCGUCAAACCAUCGUCAAUAUGUGGACAUCAUUCUAAAGCACAAUGUUACGCAAGACUUGCUGCACCGCGUUAAGAGCUCGCUUCCACCGCCACGCAAAUACAACACUGCAGCUGCAAGAGCGAUGGAGACGGGGACGCCAAAACUCACCGAGGAUUCGGAUUUACUGACGUAUGGUGACGCUAACCCCAGAUCUGGAAGCGACAUCUAUAGCAGCUAUGUCGAAGCCAAUGGUGGGGAAUUGGGGCCUUACGGUGAGACAAUGAGGCGCGCCGGUUACCAGAGCUUCCCGGCUGAGGUAUGUAUGAGUCCACAUGUCCACAUGUCCCAGUCCUCCCCCCGUACACAUCAUCAUGAUAGCUCUGGAUCUUCUGCCUUGGGUCAUGGGCCAUUGAGCUUAUUGUGCAGGUUCAUAGGGCAGUAGCAAUCCCGACCUCUGACAUUGAUGGCCAGCCUGCCUGCUGGUAUGCAAGGGCAGCACUUAGGAACCAAAAGGAGCCUGCAUUUUCAUGUGUCAGCAUUUCUAGUACCAGAGGACAGCCCGUGUACGGCCAGCUCCUGCUUCUUUUGCGUGCGGAGAGGCUUGUAGGGUCCCAGGCAGGCCAGAAACGCGCAGUAGCAUACGUGCGGACGUGGACCACUGGUGCUGUGGACGACAUCACUGGCUGCAGUAUUUUGCAUCGACAAGGGGGCGGGAAUGGGUACACGGUAGUACCCAUUGAACGGCUCACCGAUGUGGUACACGUCGUGAAGUCUUUCGAGCAUCAAGGAGUGUGGCCACUCAAUCGUUGGGCUCACCUACGCCGGCCCCUUACAGGUGAUAUGGUCAUUGAUCAUGCACCAUAAGGUUGCUUUGAGGGGAGUUACCAAUGGUCAGUGGAGUGGUUCUGCUCAUGUCGGCCCUUGCUGGCCUUUCCAAGAGGAGGGAGGGGGAGGAGGGAUGCCCACUAUGCAACAGGCCUAUUACCGCUGGCCCCACUCCCCCUAACUCCUCGACUCCCUUCCAACAGUUCCAGCGUACGCUUCACUGUCGCCCUUCAACUCUCCUACCGUGUUGCCUUCACACAUCCACCUUCCUCCCCCCUUCUCCCAGCACCGUUCCCUCUAGGUCCUACAAACUUUCCGGGCUGUUGCCCAUUGGUAGAGAUCGCGUGAAUCACCCCCCUGCAAGUCACGCCAUUUCUCUCCACCACCUUCUAUUGCUGACCCUGCAUUCCUCUCUCACCCUGUGUACCCUCGGCUCUGCAGCCCCUCCUCAUCCUCUGUUGCACUGUCAACUUCUGCACUAUCCUUUCGCCCCUCCUCUCCCCUUUCCCAUUCGCCACUAUCCCACCCUCCGCCCCAUGCCUUCCCCAAUAUUAUCCGCUUCUGAGCUGGCCCUACUAACCCACGCCCUCAAAUCUCCACACCCACACAAUGAUGGAAGCGCCUCCCACCAGCACAAGCUCCCCUGCAUUUAGUACUGGACUUGGUCGGGGAACUGCAUCUACCCAAGCCCGCACGACUCUCUCCCUGACCACCAUGCUGAGCCGUGGCUGUGAUGGGGUAAAUGUCCAACGUUUUAUAAGUCUUACCCGCCUGUCUCGUGUAACGGACCUUAUAAUGAGGCAGCACGCUCUGCUGGUCAUUUAGAUGCUGCUACCGUAGAUUAUACACCCAUGUGCUGUGCUAUACCUCACAAGUUGUUGCCAGAACCCUCCCCCUUUGGUGUAAAUUCGAUCUUUUAUACCAUC